Spirometra erinaceieuropaei is the source of this 680-nucleotide messenger RNA. The record is from the annotation of a GenBank genome assembly. NCBI's taxonomy places the organism in Eukaryota, Metazoa, Platyhelminthes, Cestoda, Diphyllobothriidea, Diphyllobothriidae.
AUGCGGCCGCACGACGAUGGCAGUGAACCCAGCUGCAGCUACUACAUGGCAGUAUGUUUGGCUGACGGUACUGUUCUCCUGAUUGACGCGGACUUGGAGAAGAACGAGGUCAUGUGGUGCGCCCAGCUGCAGGUACAGGGAGAACUGUUUGGCCUCUCUACACUCAACUUCACAGUAAGUUCGUAUUUCACCAAAUAUCCGGACCAGAACUACAGCAAAACGCUCUACAUAUUUAUUUAACGUGACGUCAUUGUUUACUUUUCUCGGUUGCUCUGGACCUCCGUGAACUGUACACAACCACGUCAGCAAAUUUCGUUGUGCCUUACAUAACUACAAAGCAAAAGUAGAUAGGACCUGUUUAUUUCUUUUUCUUACAGAGUGAAGACACAGAGGAUGUGACGGUGUGCUGCUGGGACGGUUCCACGUACAUUUUCAAUUAUCAAAAGGACAUUCUUCGCUUCCUGGUGGGGCAGUCCUGCCAAGCAUUUACCUCGGGCAAGUACGCUAUACGACGAGGGCACAACGAACCGGUUCUGGUGUAUGCCACCUGCGAAGGCUCGCUGCUCAUCUAUUACAAUCUCGACGUGGACUCCAUUCCCAUCUAUUCUCUGACUCAAAAGAUGUCUCUGAGGCCUGGUCUUCUGAAGAAACUGGAGGCCCUAGGCGUUAAUAGUAAGUAG